UAGCGUUCCUGCCCCGAGUGCUGCUGGGAAAACAUGGCAGCGUCAAUAACAGGCUCGUACACCUAGCUUUGUUAAGUUUAUAUUGACAGAACAACACAAUUGAAUGUUUAAAUAAGAGUGAAUGCAAAGUGAACACAAUGCCCCAGUACUACGAAGAUAAAGAGGAGGAUGUUCGAGCUUGUGCCGGAAUCAGAGAAGAUUUUAAGGCCUGUCUCCUUCAGCAUGACUGCGUUGUAAAGGAAGGUAAAAAGCCCAGUGACUGUCUGAAGGAGGGACACUGCAAAGGCCUGCAGGUUUCUUUCUUUGAAUGUAAACGGUCAAUGCUGGACACAAGAUCUCGGUUUAGAGGCAGAAAAGGCUACUAAUGGACCCUGAUAUUUUUUUUUUGACACUGAUUAAAUCAUUGGGCUAUAUUUCCAUUUCCAGCACUACCCAGUUACCACUUUGGUUGUUUCCUUUUUCAUUUGUAAGUCUUUUUGUAUAAAAUCGUCAGCCAAACAAGAUAAAUGUACGUGUGUUGAUAUUCCUUGUAGUUACUCAAAGUAGCAUUUACAUGUUCUUACACAGAUGUUGUGAAACACAAUGGCUUGUUUGAAAUAAACAUUUUAUUUGUAUG
Tachysurus vachellii is the source of this 616-nucleotide messenger RNA. RefSeq names its product cytochrome c oxidase assembly factor 5. Gene Ontology annotation, cellular component: mitochondrion. Lineage: Eukaryota; Metazoa; Chordata; Actinopteri; Siluriformes; Bagridae. The record is from RefSeq and is a predicted model, not a curated record. Gene Ontology annotation, biological process: mitochondrial respiratory chain complex IV assembly. The coding region runs from base 138 to 365 and encodes 75 amino acids. The transcript is spliced from 3 exons.